GUGCUGCUAUGGCUUCCAGUGGGGCCGGCGUGAUCACUGCGGGCUUGGCAAAUGAAGCUCCUGAAAUCCCAGACAACGUGGGAGACUGGCUUUGGGGCGUCUACUGCUUCGCCACUGAUAGGAAUGACUUCUGCAGGAACUUGAUCCUCAAUUUGGGACUCUUUGCUGCCAGAGUUUGGCUGGCCAGGAAUUUGAGUGACAUUGACCUAAUGGCACCUCAGCCUGGGGUGUAGCCGUAAAGACACAUGGAACCCCUGUGCUGUACUCGAACCUUCCAAAAACAGAGCCUCCAAUCUGUGACCGUCACAAGACUUGCCCUGAUGGCGGCUGAAGUUUGAUUCAGAUGGGCACCUUUCCUUCCCUGCUUGAUUUCCUUUUCUUUGCUGAGUCCACUCAGAACACCCUUCUCUGGUCAGCAGGUAGGGUUCGGCUAAAGUGUUGUCCUGUGUUCUGUAAAGUUCUGUAUAUAGUUCCAAAGUUUCUGCAGGGAAUGAUCUUUGCUCUUGUCCUGAGGAAUAUUCUAAUGGUAUUUUAACAAAUAAAGACU
This is a messenger RNA of Lagenorhynchus albirostris (white-beaked dolphin), 547 nucleotides long. Its product is annotated as mitochondrial import receptor subunit TOM6 homolog. Bases 9 to 233 code for a protein of 74 amino acids. Lineage: Eukaryota; Metazoa; Chordata; Mammalia; Artiodactyla; Delphinidae. Gene Ontology annotation, cellular component: mitochondrial outer membrane translocase complex; mitochondrion. The transcript has a single exon. The record is from RefSeq and is a predicted model, not a curated record.